Messenger RNA from Gadus chalcogrammus (walleye pollock), 778 nucleotides. RefSeq names its product coiled-coil domain containing 169 (gene ccdc169). The record is from RefSeq and is a predicted model, not a curated record. The transcript has 9 exons. The coding region runs from base 41 to 778 and encodes 245 amino acids. Lineage: Eukaryota; Metazoa; Chordata; Actinopteri; Gadiformes; Gadidae.
UGAAGGAACAACAAACUCCGUUCUGCGGCAUUCUCGAGACAUGAGUGCUGUCGAUGCAGACUUCCACAAGUACGACCUGGCGCGUCUGCAGGCGGAACUCAGACAGGAAAAAGAAAUGAAGGACAUGCUGGAGGAGUCUGUCUCCGACCUGAGGGGCACAAUGCGGGAGCUGCAGGAGAGACUGCAUAGUGUCGAUGGAGAAGGUAACGAGUGGAAAACCAGAUACGAGACCCAGAUAGAGUUGAACGGACAGCUGCAGAGACAGAUCUCAAUGGUGCACGACAAACUGGAGGAUUUACGAGGAAACCCAAUGGAUCGAUUGGCCUCUGUUAGAUCCUACGAAGACAUGCCAUCAGAUGCACUGCAGCAACGCUUGAAGCUUCUGACCAAUGAGAAGGCCGAGCUCCAAAGCCACCUGAUGGACUGUCGUGUUGGCAUCGAAGAAGAAGGGAAGGCGUUUCACAGGACCAACGAUGAGAGACGCGCGUAUCUUUCAGAGAUCGCCAAGCUGUCCUCCACUCUGGAAGCGAACAGGAGGGUUCAGUACCCCAACCAGCCACGGGGGGCACCAGAGAGCCAGCAGAAGAAGUCCAUAAGAGAGAAGCAGGCCAGCAGGAGGGCAGACACUGAGUCCAAGGGAGGAGGAGGAGGAGCACCGAAGCCUUCCUUCCGUGGCUCCGCUCGUCUACUUAGCAACCACUCUUCCAACCCAACGCCACCCACCGACUGCCGCGGCUCCGUGGGCGUGAAGAAACGAGAGUCCACAGAGUGCCUCUAA